Macrobrachium nipponense is the source of this 7542-nucleotide messenger RNA. It is a transcript of the gene Miga, whose product is annotated as mitoguardin-like. Gene Ontology annotation, biological process: mitochondrial fusion. The coding region runs from base 1 to 1116 and encodes 371 amino acids. The transcript has 7 exons. NCBI's taxonomy places the organism in Eukaryota, Metazoa, Arthropoda, Malacostraca, Decapoda, Palaemonidae. The record is from RefSeq and is a predicted model, not a curated record.
AUGGAAGCCCUAGAGACGGCCCUGGGGUACUGGGAAGACGCCCUAGCGGCCUACACCGCCGGAGUCACAGGGGGCGUUGCCCUGACGUCCCAGGAGGAGGCCGAAUUCACCGCCCUCCUCCAGAGGGUCAUCGACGAUGCCUACAGCCUUCAGGAUCAGUGCGAACACCUGUUCUUGCAUCAGCAUUCGGUGCUCUUCCGGUCGUCGAGCGUGACCCCUGUCCCCUCUGACAUCCAGGGGGAGGCCUACGAGAGGCGGACGCUGACGUCAGCUUCCUCCUACGAGAGCUUCGUCUCCGCGUCAGGAGACAUUGCUGAUCUUCGCGACUUGGAGGAAUACGACGAGGCCGAAUAUCCUUUGUACUUCGCCGCUCUCAAGCAACACGAGGAUGGGGGGAUUCCUUACAGAGAUGUACGUACAGAGAGGGUGAAAUGCAACAGCGACGUGGAAUACAUUUGCAAGGUCCACUGCAUCCGCCUAGCCUGCCAACUACUGUUCGCACAAGACGACACCAAAGAAUUCUUCGCCUCGUACGGCAGACAGAUCAUAGCUGACCUCCUAGUUCGGGCUGCGAAGGAUCCGAAGGACGUCCUGCAAGCCUACGACGACCUCCUCGAGUUCCUGGCAGACUGCGACUGGACGCAGGUCGAGGCGGAACUCCAGAGCCGAGGGGUGAAGGCCAUGACCUUCUAUGACAUCAUCCUGGACUUCAUUCUGAUGGACGCCUUUGAGGACCUCGAGAAUCCUCCUUCGUCUGUGACAGCUGUUGUGCAGAAUCGGUGGCUCUCGAAUGGAUUCAAGGAGUCUGCUCUAUCAACGGCUGUGUGGAGCGUCCUCAGAGCGAAACGACGUAUGCUGAAGUACCAAGAUGGUUUCAUAGCUCAUUUUUACGACGUAUCCGAGCACCUGUCACCUGUGUUAGCCUGGGGGUUUUUAGGACCAGACGAAAACUUCAAGGAUCUCUGUAUUUACUUCAAGGACCAGAUCGUCGGCCUCAUUCAAGACCUGUUCAGCUUCACCAACGUAAGGUACACAACAGUGGAGGAGUUGGCAGCGGACGUCAUGAAUUUGACCAAAGAGAGGUUCCAAACUAUAGCAGAUAAAUUAGCCUUAUAGCACUCUCUUGAAGCUUUGUUCAUACUUUAUGAAUUCCAAACGUGUGUGUACAUUUGUAUAGCCAUCUUGUAUAUAUAUGGACGCUAGUACUAUGUAUGUAUUGUUCUCCAACUGCUCAGUAAGUGAAGUGACAAAUUAAUUGGCAAAAAUAUAUGUACUGUACUGAAUUUGAAGAUUCUCGACCUAAAGAACCUAUAAAGGUAAAAGUAAAAAGAGAGAAUUGAAAUUUUGCAGAGAAAUGUCUUGCAAAACUCCUUUGUAAUUUAACCCAAAAUGGCUACAUUUAUUCAAGAGUACAAACGGUUGCUCCAAAGAUUCUCUUCUUGUGUGGGUGUCUGAGCAGGAGACAAGCUCCAAAAUUCAAGCUACCUUUCUUGUGAUGGUAUAUAGCAGGUGAUGCACCCUUUUUUUGCAGCACCUGUUUCUCAGUUUUCCACAUUUGUUGGUGUUGGUGUACACUUGCGCUUAUUUAAUCAUUAUUAAAUAAUUUUUCAGCUGUUUUGUAUCAUAUGCGAUUUUUCUCCCUAGAUCACAGCAAAAUGUGGUAAGAGAUUUCAAAAGUAAUGAAAACUGUUUCAGACAAGAAGAGGAAAUCCUUCUCAAACAGCGAUCCACAUUGUGGUCCGCUUCAAAUUUUUUCUGGGAUGUUUAUCUCAGAACACACCUAGAUCCUGAACCAUUCUGUUCAAAGAAGUUUUUGUCAGUGUGAGAUCCAAGUGCUUGUAGCAAUAGGCUGGCUCUCCUAAGAGGACAAUGACUUCAAGGACUUGUUGUUCAGCAGAUUUGCUAGGGACAACUUGUGAUAUUGUCACAGGGCUUAAACAACUGUUUCUUUGGGUGGGAAUUGUGUAUGCCCAGGGCAAUAACCUUUACUGAGAAAGGGAUGCCAAGUUUUUAAAAGGUAGGACUGGAUACAGGCUGCAGACAACCUCAAUUUUAAUUCUAAAUAACCUUAGAACAGUAGAAAUUAGGUAUAGGCUGUAUGCCAUCUAGAAAAAUAUUGCCUGUGGUUCAAGACAUCCUUUCCAUCACUCCAAAAGGAACCUUUACAGCCCUUCUAAAAGAACCCAUCUUGCUGGCUGGUCCUACCCCCUCCCCACAACCAAGAUUCACAACUCUCUACCAUAACCUUAGUCCUUAGCGUCUUGCGUUUGGCCAAGUAGAAGGAGGUCUUUUUCAUCUUAAGGCUCACCGCUAUUUAUUGCAAUAUUCUGGAGAUGCCCUCAACUGGAAGGGUGAUUCUAAAGGUGUGCAAAUGAUUUUGUAGAGUAGGACACCAUUGGUAAUAAUAUUCUUACCAAAGUAAGAUUAUUCACUCAUGUUCAAGUAGAUCAUAGCAUGUUUCUACCAUAACCUUCAGAUCUUCUGUGACUUAUGUAGUGACAGGUAGGUAGUGUCAUGGCCAUCAUUUUGUUGCUAUGCAUUUAUCCUACAUUGGGCUAGUAUACUGUUCUGACUAUCCCCAGUAUCAGCCUUUGGUAUGAGCUUCUAAGGCAAGCUCGCCUCUCCAUUUGUAUUUAUUGCUUGGAGUAACUGAUGUUUUUUAAGCUCAUGUACUGGUGUUACCUUAAAAUCUCAAACAUCAAAUUCCUCUACUUGCAGCCUUAAUAGGUAAUUAAUGAGACUAGUGAGCUCACUUGUAAAUAGUACACAUUACAUUUACCUUCAGGGGUACCAUUCUGUUUUAGUUCAGGUUGCCUUUGGUCACAAACCUGCCUCAUUGAAGAAAGCUGCAUACCUGAAGAGGAAUUUUCAUCAUGAUGGCAGAAAAAAUCCUCAUUUUUUCACACUUAAAAAGCUGUACAGUAUUUGUAGAGCAAUGACUUUUAUGGGUGCCAUAGAUAUAACUAUUCAAUCUUCCUUAAGUCUGCUAGCUGACUGCCUGUACUUGUAUUAUGUAAUAAAUGAAUGAUGAGAGUGUGUAGACUAAUAGUACUUUAUUUUGACCACCAUAAAUUGAGGUAGUGUGAACUUUGGACCUUGUUUCACCUUCCAAGACAAGUGAAAAGCUAUAUGUAAAGCGUGGGGUCUACCUAUGAAAUGAAAUUCAUUUGUAGAGUUGUAUUCUUAAACUUUUACUGAAGAAUAUAAAGUACUUUUUAAUAUACAGUAUGUUUGUUAUGAUUUAAUUAGGAUUGGAAUUUCAUGUCCUACCUUUUGAUUACUGUAAAUUUUUAUUUCUUUCUUUUAGGAGUAGGAAUAUGACCCAUCUUUAAAUGUGCUAUUAUAGACUUUAUUCUACUUUCUAUUUUGUUUUGUAGUAUAUGUUUCUUUCUCUUCCUUACCUGCUAGACGUUAGGUAAAAAUGAUACAGAAACUAAUUUUAGCCUUGAUAAUAUUUUUGCCUUAAAUGUAGUCAACUUUUAAAGAAACCCAGGUGUCCCAUCCUGUUAUUUGUAUUAUGAUUAUGAUAGCCAAUUUGGUGACAAUUAUAUAUUUGGUGGGAUGAUAAUACAAAUUCAACCUUAGUAUGAGAAGGAAAAAUUUCAGAAAUUGAGACAUCUUAAAUUGCAGACUAGACGGACAUAUUCUAGAAGCCAAGAAAGCUUUCACUUUUUCCAGGUGACUCAAUUUUAGUGGUUGGAUUUUUUCAGCUUUAGUUCAUGUCAGAGCAGACCAACUGUAGACAUGAUUUUCAAAUUGAAUCCUCUCAUUCAAGAAAACCUUUUGUCUUUAUGAUGAAAGUAAACUACAAUAGUGUAUUUCGAAUGCAAUUUUAAAUUAUAAUGAUGGUACGAUUAUGACAAAACUAGAAUUUUCAUGCACGUAUUUAAGAGGGUUCUCAAUCAUAAUCUUUUUCCGUAGUAUUUUUAAUCAUGUAUUCUUAUGGUAUUGUUUUUAGUGAUUGGCUGUCAGGCUUGAAAUUUGUUUAUGAAUGUGUUUUAAAUAGUGUCGGGAUGGCACCGAUGCAUACUUGUCUCAUGUAAAUGGGGGAUUAGAUGAAAAAGAUAAGUGGAUUAUGCUUUUUUUAACUUAUUAUCUCACUUCCGAUGUACAUUUCAUCCUUCAAGGAUAGAGUGAAUCAAAUAUUUUCUUUUCUCAUUAGAGUUUCCUAAAGUUUUACAAUAUUCAAAGUAUUUUGGUUUUGUGUAGUGCCAUUUAGUAUUUGGAGAUGAGCAGAGCUUUUGUAAAGGUAGCUGUGUUUGGCCUUUUUCGAAAUUUCGUUCUUUAUGAUAAUGAAUUAUUUAUAGUGUGUAUUUCUAUUAAUACAGGAGUACUGUACUUUUAAGGUAGAUAAAGACCCCUGCUACUGUUUCUGUAUUGUGUUUUGGAAAUUAAUUUUGACAUAAAGGAGUUGUUGAGUGAGCAACUUGAAACACUGGUGUCACCCUAUUGAGCAGUUUGUAAAACUUCCUUCAUUGGCAGCAUUCGUGUUAUAUGGUUAAUCAGCAUGAAAGGCUUUUCAAGAAGUUCAUCAACUUUUAACUGAAAUGCAGAAUAUAUUAAUUUGUGCAGGUUGUCAAAAAUAUAUGAUGGUACUGUAAAAACAGUUGUUCCCAUCCAGCUCCUGAGAAUUCCAUGUAGUUUGUACAAAUUACACAGGGAAGCGUGGUUGGUUAAAUGUUGUUCUAAACUUUUCUGAUGUUGAAAUACUAAACAUUUCUGGCAAUGAAUCUGAAAAUCUAGAAGUCAAUGAAUGUUGAUUUCUGGUCAUGAAUGUAAAUGUUAUUCAUUCAUUCACUUUGUGACUAUCAUGUUUUAUUGUAGGUUAUAUGUUCAACCAUAUGGGAACAUAGCAGUCACUGUAGUGCUUGUGUUGACAAGCAAAAUGACUUUCAGCGUAAUAUUGUUAUGUAUGGGCUAUGAAUCAUGUGCAGCUAUCCUAUAUCAGUCAUGUCAUUUAUGGACUGAAGAUAAUAACCUCCUGUCAUAAUAAAAGUAGUCUGUUAAAGUAAUUUAUGUAAUUUGACUGGAGGCCUUCUUUCAGUGCAGUUAUGUCAGAUGAAACUACAUGCUCAACUGCAUUCAGUCUUCCAUUGUUCUCUGCAAUAAGUGUGACAAGCCUUUAUUCUGCAUCAUUUAAAUCAUGUUUUAUACAUCUAGUAUUCACAGUUGGAACAUAUAUCAGUUCUUUUGUCUUAAUUAUUUGGACAAACUUUUCAGGUACUAUAUACAGUAUGUUUUUUCUACAUGUCUGUGGAAGUGUUUCUAUUGAAAUAAGCAAACUAAUACAGUAAGAUUGGCAGUUAUCAAAUCCUUGCUUCUGAUUUGUUGACCCAUGUUGUUGAACCUCUCAUAGUUGGGUGAAUGCAUCAAUUGGGUGUUGCUUGGAGUUCUUCGAUGUUCGUAUUUGGUGUAGUGCUAUUCAGUGAUCUCCUUUGUAUUCAAUGAAGGUCAAUGCUGCUGAAUUAACAUUGUUGGGUGCAGAAUCUAGAAACUCCACCACCUAUGAUAAUGUUGACUGUAUAAGCAUUCUUGGUGUUCCUUCUCACAAUGAUUGUAGAUUGUCCCUAACAUAGAUGGCAGAAUAAAAGCAUAAGGGUGAAGGCAAAAGCAUUUUCAUCAAUGGUUUUUAAAGAUAUUUUUUAGUGUUGCCUGUAGUUCUUGUAUGUGCCUUCCAGGCUUAGGCGUUCAUGACAUUCCUCUUGUAAAAUUUGGAUAUUCAAUCUGCCUAUUCAGGAAGGUGUAGUCUACAAGGAUGCCUAGACCAUCCUGGAUUAAUAGAGGCAGUAGAGAAAAUAGAUGCUUCCUCCAACCGCCACUGAAGGGGCCCUUGUCCACUCUGCAAUUUCACCCCUCAGUGUCUAUAAAGGAAAAAAUUCUCUCCUUCCCUUUGUGAGAACACAAGAGCCAACCUUUUCAUCAGAGCCCAUGACACUCUCCUAGGCACUGAUGCUCAGACAGAUUACAAGAAGUUUAGUGAGAAGAAAGGCCAGCAAAUCAGGAGCAAAGAUUUUGUGGCUUUACAAGUCCCACUCACUACAUCGCAUUUUACAUUUCAAUAAAAACAUUGCCAUACUUUUAUAAAUACAAUGAAGGUGGGAAAGAUCUUAUACAAGAAAUUUUUGUUCAAAUAAAUAAAUAAGACUGUGAACCAGUAUGCAAUCCACCAAUGAAUUUUUGAAUUAUAAUACAGGACUUACUGGAAGCAAAACUGCUCAUCAGGCAGAUUGAAAAAAUGAAUAAAAUACUGAAUGUAGUUGGGUGAGUAAUUUCACCCAACAUAACAUUUUAUAUAAAUGCCAAAUGUGGUCACAAAUAUAUCAGUGUCCCCUGUCUUUGUUUCUGUAAUACAUGAAGGCACUUAAGGUUCUGAGGAAUUUUUCAGAAGACAGUACAGUAGUUUGUAUAUAGUAUAUGAUUCUUAGCUGGGAUAUUUGUUGUUGUUACAUAAUGUCAGACAUUUUUAUGUGAGCACAACAUUUCACUAGUUAUGUUUUUCAUAUAAGGUGCUUAGUUAAUCCUGUACAAUUGUUUUUUUUUUGACCGCACAAAAUAGUUGUAAGGAUGAUUUCAGUAUUAAAAGUAAUCUUUAAGUAAUGUAUCUAUCUAUUUAAAGAUGUUGCUUACAUACCAAACUUUUAUUUUGUAAAGUCAACUGAAAUAGAUUCCUUCAUCACUGCCAUAAAGGUUUUCAUACACAAAUCCUUGCUUUGUAUAAACUGAUUCUGCUGCUGGUCUCAGUUGUGGAGUAGACAUCCUUAGUAAGAUAAGAGCUGUUAAAACAAUUAUGACCAUCCAGAGUUAGUAGUGUGGUAUUGUCCCAGAAAGGGAUGUCUCUAAAUUAUCUGUGCUCUCUUAUCUGCUUUGUAUUAUACUGAACCUACCACUGGACAAUUGCUGUUUAUUUUCUGUACUUUCUCUGCUUCAUGAAUUCCUUAAAGCUUAGAAUCAUUUCAUUUUAGUUUAUAAUGGCUAUAUAUAUGACUGCAGUUUGAGAAGUCUUCCAGCAACUGAGAUAAGCAGUCAUGCGUCUGUAAAGAAAUGGUUUUUGUAUGUUAGAAACCUAUACCUUUUAUGAAAAUUGUUCUUUAGAGUACUAGGUAUUAAUUUCAAUAGUUGAAGGUAAUACAUCUUUUCCUCUUGAGAUGUUAAAACUGAUGGUUGAUAACUUAGAUCGUACAGUUGAUUUUACUUUUGUUCUUUGGUAAUUUUACUGGCUGCCAGAAUUUAAAAAGAUAAAGGAUUUUCGUGAGGAAUCUCAAGUUCAUUAUUCCUACAGUAUGUGAGCUCAAAGGUUAGUAACUGUAAUUAUGGAGUCAGUACAGUCUUUUAUUAUAACUUUAAUGCAGUGGCCAAUUGUGGUAAUAAUUUAAUGUUUGUCAAGGGCCUUUAUCUCUGCAGUUUUUAUUUUUUUUUUUUACUUAGUUUCAUGUACUUAAUUUCCUAUCAGUACAUUAUUAUAGACUGAAAUUGUUAAGCAAAAAUAAGAUUCUAUGUUAGUCCCAAAUUUUGUGACACUUGACAAUAAAGUAGCUGCUGAUC